CUUGUACGUGUAGCCGCCACACUAAAUCCGACAUGAGAGCUCCGAUUGGGUGCAGUAGUAUCCAUACGUCUAUAUAAUACACCCUCAGCCUCAUCACCUGAAGAACAUUGCUAACAAUCCUUUCAGAGAAUAUUCUCUUCGUCGACGAUCAAAAUGAGUCGUUACGUCAUCUGUUUACUUGCUUUCUCGAUCAUCGCAGUAGUCCAUGGCCGUGAAUUGGCUGAUGAUCUUCUCAGGUUGCCGUCGGAAAAGCUUGAUUUCUUCGACGCUGGAAAGGACGACUCCGUUGGUACCAGAUGGGCCGUCUUGCUUGCCGGAUCUAAUGGUUACUGGAACUACAGGCAUCAGGCAGAUGUAUGUCAUGCAUAUCAAAUCUUGAGAAACGGUGGCGUGAAGGAAGAAAACAUUGUUGUUUUCAUGUAUGAUGACAUUGCAUAUAAUAGAGAGAAUCCCAGACAAGGUGUCAUAAUCAACAGCCCAGAUGGUGAUGACGUUUAUCAUGGAGUACCCAAGGAUUACACUGGGAAAGAUGUUAAUGUUGACAACUUUUUUGCUGUUUUACUCGGUGAUAAAUCCAAAGUCAAAGGUGGAAGUGGAAAGGUUGUAGAUAGCAGCCCAAAUGAUCGCAUUUUUGUUUACUACACCGAUCAUGGUGGUCCUGGUGUUCUUGGGAUGCCAACAAAUCCUUACAUGUAUGCAAAUGAUCUUAAUGAGGUCUUGAAACAAAAGCAUGCUUCUGGAACAUACAAAAGCUUGGUGUUUUACCUUGAAGCUUGUGAGGCUGGAAGUAUAUUCGAGGGUCUUCUUCCACAAGGUUUAAAUAUCUAUGCAACCACAGCCUCUGGCCCUGAUGAAAGCAGCUGGGGUACCUACUGUCCUGGGGAGUACCCUAGCCCACCUCUAGAGUAUGACACGUGUCUUGGUGACUUGUACAGUGUUGCCUGGAUGGAAGAUUGUGAUGUACACAAUCUGCGAACAGAAACUAUCAGACAGCAAUAUAAAUUGGUUAAAGAUAGAACAUCAAGUGACAACUCUUAUUAUGGAUCCCAUGUGAUGCAAUAUGGUGACUUACCACUUAGCAAAGAUAGCCUCUACUUAUAUAUGGGCACCAAUCCAGCAAAUGAAAACUUCACUUUUACUGAAGAAAACUCGAUAUAUAAAUCACCUAAAUCUGUCAACCAGCGUGAUGCUGAUCUUUUACAUUUCUGGCAUAAGUUCCGGAAGGCUCCGGAAGGUUCCGAAAGGAAAAUGGAAGCUCAGAGAAAGUUCACUGAAGCCAUGUCACACAGAAUACACUUAGACACCAGUGUACAACUCAUCGCCAAGGUUUUGUUUGGACUAGAAAAGGGUCCGCAGGUGUUGAACACCAUCCGAUCCUCCGGAACACCUCUAGUUGAUGACUGGACCUGCCUUAAAACAUUCGUAAGGACAUUUGAGACACAUUGUGGGUCCCUAUCACAGUAUGGAAUGAAACACAUGAGGUCAUUUGCUAAUUUAUGUAAUGCUGGAAUCACAAAUCAACAGAUGGUUGAUGCAUCAUCACAAGUAUGCACUACAUUCCCAUCAAACCCUUGGAGUUCACUAACCAACGGUUUUACUGCAUAAGGUGGUUGAUUUUAUCAAAAAAAUCAAAAGGGGAUGGGCUAUUAAUCUAUUAUGAUUAUGUUUGUUGAAAUAUAUAUAUGGUAGUAUAUUAGUGGUAUUAACAAUAUAUAUAGAUAUAGCUUCUUUGUAUAUAGAGAUUGAAGCUUCUCAUUAUAGUUAAUUAGGUCCACCACCACGAAAAGUUGUUAUAUGUUAUAUGUUAUAUGUUAUAUGUAUGUAAUGGUGUAAUCUUUGAUAUGCAAAUCAUGUAUGCAUGGUCUACAUGAUGUUGGAAAAAGUUGAAUUGCUCAAAUAUUGUAUGC
Molecule: messenger RNA, 1907 nt
Organism: Lactuca virosa
Lineage: Eukaryota; Viridiplantae; Streptophyta; Magnoliopsida; Asterales; Asteraceae
Source: the annotation of a GenBank genome assembly